Messenger RNA from Coregonus clupeaformis (lake whitefish), 3727 nucleotides. RefSeq names its product dipeptidyl peptidase 9-like. Gene Ontology annotation, molecular function: serine-type peptidase activity; dipeptidyl-peptidase activity. Lineage: Eukaryota; Metazoa; Chordata; Actinopteri; Salmoniformes; Salmonidae. Bases 230 to 2815 code for a protein of 861 amino acids. Gene Ontology annotation, biological process: proteolysis. The transcript is spliced from 21 exons. The record is from RefSeq and is a predicted model, not a curated record.
GUCGCUGAUGAGACGCUGAUUAUAUUAUUACACAUUCUGGGCCAUGGACACAACCUUUAGCAGUAGUAAUAUUUGUUUAUUUUAAUACAUAGCUAGUAAAGCCAAGGAUAGUUGGGGAAAUAAGUAGUAGCCGGAUUGGUUGCAGAAUCUGGUUGAGGCUUGUUGGCCGGUGAAUGCAUAGAGUGAAGACAAAACAGAAGGUUACUGGAAAAGUUCAUUCGAAGUGAAUAUGACGGCGGUGGAUGGGCUAACAGACAGCACAGAGGUGGUGGAGAUGGAGGAUGUGCCGUCUCAGUUCUAUGUGGAGAAGCACUCGUGGGAUGGCCUGCGUGACAUCAUCCACAGCAGCAGGAAAUACUCAGGAAUGAUCGCCAACAAAGCGCCCCAUGACUUCCAGUUUGUGCAGAAAAACUAUGAGUCAGGCCCCCACUCCCAUCGACUGUACUACCUCGGAAUGCCUUACGGAAGUAGAGAGAACUCACUGCUCUACUCAGAAAUCCCCAAGAAGAUCCGGAAAGAGGCCCUCUUGGUGUUGUCGUGGAAACAGAUGCUGGAUCACUUCCAGGCCACCCCGCACCAGGGGGCCUAUUCCCGGGAAGAGGAGCUGCUUAGGGAGCGUAAGCGUCUGGGAGCGUUUGGGAUCACCUCCUACGACUACCACACCCAGACCGGCCUGUUCCUCUUCCAGGCCAGCAACAGCCUCUUCUAUUGUCAGGACGGGGGCAGCAACGGCUUCAUUCAGUCUGCCCCCAUGAAGCCAGUGGAGAUUAAGACACAGUGCUCAGGGACCCGCAUGGACCCCAAGAUCUCCCCAGGAGAGCCCAACUUCAUUGCAUUUAUCAACAACAACGACCUGUGGCUGGCUAACAUCAAGUCUGGGGAGGAGAGGAGACUCACCUUCUGUCACAAAGGUCUGGAUAAUGUGAAGGAGGACCCCAAGUCUGCGGGCGUGGCCACGUUUGUGAUCCAGGAGGAGUUUGAUCGCUUCACUGGCUACUGGUGGAGUCCAUCUGCCGUAGAGGACUCAGAAGGGGGGAAAACCCUGCGUCUGCUGUAUGAAGAGGUGGAUGAGACGGAGGUAGAGAUCAUUCAUGUUCCCUCUCCAGCCCUGGAGGAGCGGAAGACCGAUGCCUACAGAUACCCCCGCACAGGCAGUAAAAACCCCCAAACCACCCUCAAACUGGCAGAGAUAAAGACUAACAACCAAGGCAAAAUCAUGAGCAUCCAAAACAAGGAGCUGGUUCUCCCCUUCACCUCCCUGUUCCCCGGGGCAGAGUACAUCGCCCGGGCAGGAUGGACGAGUGACGGCAAAUAUGGUUGGGCUGUGCUGCUGGACCGCAGUCAGAGGAGACUCCAGCUGGUCCUGCUUCCCCCGGCCCUCUUCAUCCCCAUCACAGACGACCCGGCCCAGAGGCAGGAGAGCCUGGAGGCCGUGCCCGAGGACGUCCACCCCUACAUCAUCUACGAGGAGACCACCGACAUCUGGAUCAAUGUUCAUGAUAUUUUCUAUCCAUUCGUUCAAACGUCAGAGGAUGACUUCUCUUUCAUAUGGGUGAAUGAAUCCAAAACGGGCUUCAGCCAUCUGUACAAAAUCACAUCAACAUUGCGACCAGGCUGCUACCAAUGGUCAGGAAACUAUACACAUACAGAGGGAGACUUUAAAUGUGCAAUCAAGGAGGAGGUGACUCUGACCAGUGGAGAGUGGGAGGUGUUGGCCAGGCAUGGCUCCAAGAUCUGGGUGAAUGAGGCCUCUAAGCAGGUGUACUUCCAGGGCACUAGAGACACCCCUCUGGAGCACCACCUCUAUGUGGUCAGCUAUGAGUCCCCUGGCGACGUGGUCAGACUCACCAAGCCUGGCUUCUCCCACAGCUGCUCCAUAAGCAAGAACUUUGACAUGUUUGUCAGCCACUACAGUAAUGUAAGCACUCCCCCCUGCGUCCAUGUCUACAAGCUGACCGGCUCAGAGGGAGACCCUCUCCACAUGGUGCCUGAGUUCUGGGCCAGCAUGAUGGAAGCCCCAGGUUGCCCAGGAGACUACAGAUCUCCGGAGAUCUUUGACUUCCCAGGAAAGUCGGGCUUCCAGCUCUAUGGAAUGGUGUACAAGCCUCACAACCUCCAGCCUGGCAAGAAGCAUCCCACAGUCCUCUUUGUCUACGGCGGCCCGCAGGUCCAGUUGGUGAAUAACUCCUUUAAGGGGAUGAAGUACCUGCGUCUCAACACCCUGGCCUCUCUGGGAUACGCUGUGGUGGUCAUCGAUGGGAGGGGCUCCUGUCAGAGGGGCCUGGAGUUCGAAGGGGCUCUGAAAAACAAAAUGGGCCAGGUGGAGAUCGAGGACCAGGUGGAAGGGCUGCAGUAUGUGUCGGAGAGGUUCAACUUUGUGGACCUGAGUCGCGUGGCCAUCCACGGCUGGUCCUACGGCGGCUUCCUCUCCCUCAUGGGCCUCAUUCAGAGACCCAACGUCUUCAAGGUGGCCAUAGCGGGCGCCCCAGUGACCGUGUGGAUGGCGUACGACACGGGCUACACGGAGCGCUACAUGGAUACGCCUGAGAACAACCAGCAGGGCUACGAGGAGGGCUCCGUGGCUCUGCAUGUGGACAAGCUGCCCAGCGAGCCAAACCGCUUGCUGAUUUUACAUGGAUUCCUCGACGAGAAUGUACACUUUUUCCACACCAACUUCCUGGUGUCACAAAUAAUCCGCGCUGGGAAGCCAUAUCAGCUACAGGUCUACCCCAACGAGCGACACAGUAUUCGCUGCCCAGAGUCAGGAGAACACUACGAGAUCAUGCUGCUGCACUUUCUACAACAAUACCUCUGAAACCGGGGUAAUCGUCCCCCCUCAAUCCCCACCUCCACCCCCAUACUGAAACAAACUCUCCACCCCCAAUAACCCCUCAACCUUGGCAUAGAGACCUCCCACUCUGCAGCCACACCCACCCACCCCACAUUUACCUGAACUGGAGAUCUCACUCAAUUAUACCUCCACCUCUCUCUUUCUCUGUUGCUUGCUCUCUCUCUCUUCCAUUCUUCCUUUCUCUCGCCCCUACGUUAGGGUGGGGGUAUGUUUAGGUUACCUAAGGUGAUCCAAGGCAAUGUUAUCAAGUUUCACCGUGGAAUGAAAGGAGGACAACAUUAUCUGGAGGCUGGGCCACAAUUACUCUCCUGUUUUUCCUCUUCUCUGGAACCAUGAUUGUUUUGCCAAAUGUUUUUAUUUUUCCUCCAUUUUAUUCACUCAAGUCAGUAGUAGGAGUGGGGUUCCUCAAACAUGAAAUUGAAUCUAUACAGACAGACCGAAUAACACACAGACAGACACAGACAGAAUAGCUAUAAUACUUACUGUGAGUUUAAACCUUGGAGGUGGUGUGUAAUGGCUAGAGGAAGAAACCCUGCCUCUACUUGCAUUCAUUAACUAUUUUAAUUGUGUAUUGUUAAAAUAAAACAUUUGUAUGGAUUCUUAUUGUUUUAUAAUGAGUGUCAAAUGAAGUCACUCAUUGAUAUAAUAAAGUAAUUUUUGCGCCCCGUUUCUCUAAUCUCUCCUCACAUUACAUUGCUGAAGGUGUCGGCUUGCCUUCUGAAGAUACAAUAUUUGCCAAAGUACUUCUGACUUGAUCAUGCUGGUGUUUUCUUUUUUACUGCAAUAACGAUGCAAGUGUGAGCAGCCGUGUCUUAAACAGCUUUUUACCACCUGAAUAAAAUUUAUACAUGAUGAAUAAAUGUAUGAUGAAAUCUC